Aedes albopictus (Asian tiger mosquito) is the source of this 588-nucleotide messenger RNA. RefSeq lists its product as uncharacterized. The coding region runs from base 1 to 588 and encodes 195 amino acids. NCBI's taxonomy places the organism in Eukaryota, Metazoa, Arthropoda, Insecta, Diptera, Culicidae. Gene Ontology annotation, biological process: DNA integration. The record is from RefSeq and is a predicted model, not a curated record. The transcript is spliced from 2 exons. Gene Ontology annotation, molecular function: nucleic acid binding.
AUGCCCAAGGUUCUGGACCAAUUGAUGACCGAUCUUCCGUCGGCUAGGGUCAACCCUGCACCACCGUUCAUGAGCGUCGGCGGUGGACUACUGCGGUCCAUUCCAAGUCAACUACCCCCAUCGUCGAUAGUGGAGGCCGUCCAUUUGGAGCUGGCGAUGGACCUAACCACCCAAGCGUUCUUAGCAGCGCUGAAACGUUUCGCAGCUCGUCGUGGCAAGCCCCAUUUAAUAAUGUGCGAUAACGCAACAACCUUCGUCGGAGCGAAACGGGAGCUAACCGAGCUACAUCGACUGUUUCACGACCAGAAGUUCCAAGAGAAAUUCAUCAAGGAUACCAGUUUCGAUGGCAUCGAGUUCCGAUUCAUCCCUCCCUGUACGCCAAACUUCGGUGGUCUUUGGGAGGUACAUGUCAAGUCAUCCAAGGGACACUUCAAGAAGGCUGUCGGAACAAAAGUGUUGAAAGUGUACGAAAGGUUGACUGCACUGGCGCAGAUCGAAGCAGUCCUCAAUUCACGUCCACUAACCCCAAUCAGCAGUGAUCCCAGCGAUUUCGAGGCUCUAACUCCAGGGCGCUUCCUGGUUCAGUGA